AUGUCGCCUCCUUCCAAGCAGAACGCCAAAGCCCCCAAAACGGGCAAGGCUUUUCGGCGCAUUCGCGCUGCUAUCGUCGGGGAGUUCUACCAGGGGAACCUAGUCUCCCAGUGGAUGCGCCGAAAUGGUGGAGAAUUCCAUGACAAGGUGUCAGACAAGAUCACUCACCUGAUUGCCUCGGAAGAGGCCUACGAGCAGAACGUAGAAGAAGUACAAACUGCGAAGGCUUUAGGAAAAAUCAAAAUCGUUUCUCGUGACUGGCUCACUGCUUCGCUACACGCCAACCCCAUUCGCCCAGUUCCGGAGAGACCCUUUCUUCUGGAGAAUCUGAUCAAGCCGAAGAAGACGACCGAAAACAAAAAUAGAGUGGUGGACUCGGGGUCGAAGUCGCGGAUUCGCUACAGUGAUCCGUUCGUCCAAAAGAAAUCGCCCAAGGGCUCCAAGAACAUAGCUUCGCGUAUGACGUUUAUCCACACGUUGGCCUUUGAAGAUACAGCCAAGAAGGCCGUACUUCGUGACUCUCAGACAGGUUCUGCCUGGGACGCAGUACUCCUGCGGGAGGGUAAAACAUCCCGUCUUCGAGACAAAUACCGCUUGGCCAUCUUCGAAACAUCCUCUCAACCACCCACCUACUCGACGUGGGCAAAGUAUAGCCGCGUUGGGACGUCUCGCGUUGAAGAACUGACUCCUCCCAAGAGUGACGCGGCUACUGCUGUGCGUGCCUUCAAGCAGUUCUUCAAGGCUGAGACAGGAAAGGAUUGGGAGAACAGGGAGGAUGACAAACUCCCUGCCCCCAAGACAGAUGGCCAAGGCAAUGUUCUCCCCCAUCACGAGGGCUGGUAUUCAUAUGAAAGCCACGACAACGUGUUCACAAGCUACCUGAUGCAGGCCGGACCUUCUGGUGGAAGUACAGACAGUACUAUGUCUGCCGACCCUCGAGACGCACCCGGUGAACCAGAGACCGUCAUCGCUCAACCUGAGACGGCUGUUCCCGAAGUCGCUGCGCAGCCAAAGGAAGAUAGCGGCAAUAAUGCCGAUGUUGAUUCGGACAGCACAGUUGCUGACGCCUGCCAACCUGCCAAGUCUGAACCAGCAGUGGAUACUGAUACUAAGACCGAGUCCGAAUUUCAGUAG
Messenger RNA from Penicillium cataractarum, 1134 nucleotides. Its product is annotated as BRCT domain protein. Bases 1 to 1134 code for a protein of 377 amino acids. The record is from RefSeq and is a predicted model, not a curated record. The transcript is spliced from 5 exons. Lineage: Eukaryota; Fungi; Ascomycota; Eurotiomycetes; Eurotiales; Aspergillaceae.